Molecule: messenger RNA, 627 nt
Organism: Triticum turgidum subsp. durum (durum wheat)
Lineage: Eukaryota; Viridiplantae; Streptophyta; Magnoliopsida; Poales; Poaceae
Source: the annotation of a GenBank genome assembly
AUGAUUAGUUCAUGGAAGAUAUGGAUCCCUUGGUCCAUGGUGGGCAUGAUGGGGAGGAACGCCUGCCUCCAUCUCCUAUCAUCCUUCACAUGCAUGGUGUCAUGUCAAACCUCAAAGGUAUAUAGUACGUGUGUGCAUGCACCACCAGACAAAACACCUAAAGCUCACCACGGCAGGCUCACUCACAUACUUACGGCGUCAAAGCCAAAGAUCCACCUUAUAUAUGCGGCGUGUGUUGCCGACAGACGGCUCAUUCCAAACACCUUGAGCUCCUCACAAGUCAUUUCUAGGAGCCUCACCAACAUGUGCAGCUCUGCUUCCUGGAACUCCUCGCCUCCUGGUGUGCUCUUCAUCAGGCAGCAGGGGAAGAAGAAGCCACAUGUCUCAAUGACUCUCAGGAGGAAGAGGUUAAUGCUGAUCAGGAGGAGGAGGGAGCUGAGGAGGGCUGCUGGAGGGGCGGAGAUGGCGAUGCUGAACCUGAGGCUCCACCUGGAGAACCGGCGCAUCCUGGCCGAGAACGAGAGGCUCCGGGAGAGGGCCGGCGUGCUCCGCCGCGAGAACCUCACGCUGCGUGCCAACCUCUGCAAGGCGGCGCCAGCGCUGGCAGAGGCCGCCCCCGGCUGCUGA